AUGGAGGCAGUCAAGAAGAAGAUGCUUAUGUUGAAGCUGGAUAAGGAGAAUGCUCUGGACGCGGCAGAACAAGCCGAUACCGACAAGAAGGCAGCCGAGGAGAGGAGCAAGCAGGUGGGCCAACAACAUUAGAGAGAGUGAGGGGGGGCCCUCUAUCAUGGAUGGGGACAUGGGCACCUAUAGGCUGCUACUACUACCCCAGGGAGCAAAACUGGUUGCAAUGACGUCAUUCUGUCAUUUUUUGUACGUCAUGGUCAGGUUGUAUAUUUAUUGUACAAGGAUGUUUUUUCAGACGUAUUUUUAGUGACCAGAAAAAGACGUGUGGGUGUGUCAUAAAUUGCAUCCUAGUCCCUAUAUAUUGCACUACUUUUGACCUGAGCCCUGUUUGUAUUGUCUGUACAAGUGGAAAUCCAAUUAACCAUCAGAAAAUGUCAUUAUGACGUCCCAUGCCAACUUUUGCCCACUGGGACAGGGAUGGGGAGUGGAAGUCUUGAAAGGUGAAAUGGCUUAUAUGUUUCCAUGAUGUGGCUGUGUUAUUGGAAAUGGUCAGGGGUAGUCAUCUGCUUAGAUAUAACUUGGUUGCAACCCCUAGGCCUGUCAUUGUUAAAAGUUAGAGUUAAAAAAUAAUUGUUCAAACAGAUGUGAAAUGUUAAACCAAUAUUGCAAUAUACUAGUUAGUGAAAGAGUCAUCUCACCUGCUUUUCUAGAUGUGUUUGUAACAGAUGUGUGUGUGUGUGUGUGUAUAUAUAUAUAUAUAUGUAUAUAUAUAUAUAUAUAUAUAUAUAUAUAUAUAUAUAUAUAUAUAUAUAUAUAUAUAUACUUUAAUUUGUAAGGGUUUUCUUUUACAUUCCAGUGAUUUGAUUUAAUUAUUCUUGAAAAUGAGGUAUUAAGUUCAUGACAUUACUAUAAAUACUAGAGGUUAGGAUAUGGUUAAGAAUAGGACAGAGUUAACUAGACUUAACAACUGAAUCCAAAGUGACACCUGUCCAGGAAAGAAAAGACAACUGGAAAAUUCAAAACCAUGCCAAGACAACUUGAUAGAAAUGUUAGACCAUAUUUCUCUCAUUAGCAAGGCCAGACAGGCUGUCCGUCAAGGCUGGAGUGGUUUAACUAGUGAUCUCUCCACUGAGAAAUUGCAAAGGGCUAUACACUAGGAUCCUUUCACUGAGUGAUUGUUAGGGGAUGUUACCAUCCAGAGGGAGUAUUUAUAUCUAGAUGGCGUUGAAGUGGAACCACGCCAGGCCUGUCAUCAGGCUUUAGGUUACUUGUGACUGGAGGACAGGUGAGGCGGCUGCAGAGAUGGGUUCAAAUAGUACUUUUUUUUUUGCUUGCCUGGUGCAAUGGAGCCAAUGGAAAAGUCCCAAAAGUGCAAAACCGGCCCAUUUGCCACCCCAGAAAAGCUCAAUCAAACACUCAAAGUAUUUGAAAGAAGAAAAAUACUAUUUGAACCCAGGCCUGGGUGACAGUCAAGAUGCCUUGAUGAACGGCAAUGGACAAGGUUAUGAGGCUAUCAGUUAACAAAUACUAUUUUCACACUAAUGAGCUGAGCUUUACUGUGCUGGCCUGGUUAUGUAUCCACCAUAGUUGCUUGAACCGUGCUGGAAAGGUCAAGGUGAAAAGAAAAUGUGAGGGUCAGCCCAGUACGAUUCAGGUCUGCACCAUAGUGUGAAAAGUCUCUCUCUCUCUCUCUCUCUCUCUCUCUCUCUCUCUCUCUCUCUCUCUCUCUCUCUCUCUCUCUCUCUCUCUCUCUCUCUCUCUCUCUCAGCACGAGGAUGAGUUGCUGCAGAUGCAAAAGAAGCUGAAGGGAACUGAGGAUGAGCUGGACAAAUACUCUGAGGCCUUGAAGGACGCCCAGGAGAAGUUGGAGGUUGCGGACAAGAAGGCUGCAGAUGUAAGUGUGUUGUGUUCUUCCUAG
This is a messenger RNA of Coregonus sp. 'balchen', 1915 nucleotides long. The record is from the annotation of a GenBank genome assembly. NCBI's taxonomy places the organism in Eukaryota, Metazoa, Chordata, Actinopteri, Salmoniformes, Salmonidae.